AUGCACCGAGAGGCUCAAGAGCCUCCUGCCGGUCUGCUGGACAGGCUACAGCGGCUAGCAGGCUACACGUGGGACGAGUCGAGGCAAUUUCGCUCCAGCUAUGGCAUAUGGCAUAUUGUCGGCACAAAGCACCUCGUCGACACCACCAGCGCGCGUCAUGUUCUGCCCGCCCGUCCUCGGAGCGUCUCGUCUCUCGAACACCUGAACGUUGGCGCAAACGUGGUCACGCCGCCGUGUGAUACGCGCAAAGGUCGGGAGAGUGCGCUGGAAGUGGUGGCGCGUAUCUCUGAGAACCCGGGUCAGGAAGAAAAGGUUCAGGAGGAGUACCGGAGGCUGGCCGCCGUGGCCGAUCCCCGCUACAAUUGUCUCCUGCGGCCCUUGGAGGUGCUGCGAUUCCCCAGUCGCAAUCAAGAGCGCGAGCCACCGCUCGUGGUUUGCAUCUACGAGAGCCCCGGUCCGAAUGACUUGUUGAAAUACGUGGACUGCGGCGCGACCUGGUAUCGCGAGGUUCCCAAGGGGGAUGAGAGUGACGAGGAUCAUGAUAACAACCAGGACGAGGACGAGCCUAUGUCGCUGUCCACCUUUCUGGAUUUUGCCAUCGGCGCCACGGAGAGCAUCAAGAUCCUCCAUAGCCAGCAGAUUGUCCAUGGGGAGAUCAGGGCCGAUGCUUUUCACUUCAGCGAAGAGACUGGCAGGGUGAAACUGAUUCACCUGGGGGCAGGUCUGCGGCGGUACCACUCCGACCUCCGAAAUGCAACAUGGUCCGCUCUGGCCGAGCAGGACGGUGCUACGGCCCGGAUGUCAUACAUGAGCCCCGAGCAAACUGGCCGGACGCCCAUUCAGCCCGACAGUCGCGCGGAUAUCUACUCCCUGGGCAUCCUCUUGUGGAGCGCUCUGGUCCGUGAGACCCCAUUUGGCGGCAAGACCCCCAUGGAAAUCAUCCGAGCGGUGCUGGGAGAGGAACUUCCUCUCGUAUCGAGCUUGCGACCGGAUGUUCCGGAGCUCAUCGCGCGAGUCAUCGCCAAAGCAACAGCCAAGAAUGUCUCGGAGCGGUACCAUUCCGUCAGUGGUCUGCGACAUGACCUGGUGGAGUUGCGGAGGCUACUGGCUGCCAAAGAGCGUGACGAGGACGGCAAGGAUGAAGAGCAAGCAGCGACAGCGGCAGAACUUGAUAACUGGAAAAUUGGCAGCAAGGAUGUCUCUCCGUUCUUCACGCUGCCGCGCAUCAUGGUGGGCCGGACCCAGGAGCGAAAUGCCAUUGUGGAGAUUCUGGACCGGACGUAUCAGAUGUACCAGGGAGGCAGAGGGCUGCAGCUGUCCUCGCUGCCAGAAGGUCAAUUCGCCACGUUCGAUGCCUUUGCCCUGCCCGGCGACACCCCCGGCGAAGAGGAUGGCCCCAACCCGACGGACGGAUUUCCCAACUUGCUGACCUCCACAAACGGCCCCGCCAGUGGCUUCCGCCGGUCAUAUCCAGCCAAUACGACCCGGAUGCGGUCCCCUGCCGGCUCGCGGUAUGGUUCGUUCGAGAGCGUCGACUCCGCACCAGGAGCGUCGGACACAAAGACGGCCGACAAGCGACUGUCUACCCCAUCGAUUGACAGCGCCAGUGUUGAGGGUAGCUCCCGAUCCAGCGACAGUGCCGGUAGGACAGCCGCGCAUCGCAUGAUGGUGCCGAAAGGGCGGUGCGAGCUGAUCACCAUCGAAGGCGGUGCUGGCUUGGGCAAGACCCGGCUGAUCACUUCCGUGCAGAUUGAAGCCAGACAACGCGGCUUCUUUGCCAGUUCCCGGUUUGAUCCUGCCGCCAAAGAACGGUUGCGUCCGGUUCUGCAGCUCUUUUCCAGCCUGUUCGAGCAGGCGUUCUCGGAGAAUACCAUUGAGCCGAGCUUCCUGCCGAUGUUGAGGAAUCAUAUCGGGUCUGCGUGGAACACUCUCCACAAGGUACUGGGGCUUCCGAAAUUCCUCCUGGGAUCGAUUCCCGACGUGCCAGAGCAGGCGUCAAAGACUCAUACUGCCGCAAUCCCGUUAUCCUCCCGCCACACCGGGACUCUGAGUUCUCACGAAUUCCUUCGGACAGGAUCGUCUACCAAGUCCUUGCCUCUCGUGCGGACCUUGCUGGAUAUUCUGCGAGCCUUCUCGCGAUACAAACCGCUGUGUCUCUGCCUGGAUGAUCUCCACUUUGCAGACGAAGAGUCGUUGGAGCUUGUUGCUCAGAUCGUCUCCGCGAGGAUCCGAAUGGUGAUGAUUCUGGCUUACCGGCCGGAAAAUACCUCGGAAAUGACCAACCAUAUCUUAGAUCUUUGUACCAAUGAAGCAGGGUUUCGAAAGGGAAGAGAUGUAGGUAUCACCACUCUGACCCUGUCUCCACUCAACGAAGACAGCGUGAUGGAAUAUGUAGCAAACACCCUCUACCUAUCCGUCCCUCUCAUCUGGCCCUUGGGGGCGCUCAUUCAAUCCCGGACUGGUGGGAACCCGUUCUAUAUCCGAGAAAUGUUGAGCGUGUGCUACCGACAGAAGUUCGUCUGGUAUGACUACCAGGAAGGAUCGUGGUCGUUCGAUCUCCCCCGCAUAUCGGAUUAUUUCAAGGCAGACGACUACCACGAGGCCGUCCUCGAUGAUUUCUUGGUCGGUCGGUUGAAUAGCUUACCGCCUGUCUCCAAGUCAAUUCUGGCCUGGGCCUCCUCGGUGGGCAUGACGUUCUCAUUUCAACUGGUCCGGAGGCUUCUCAGCGCCGACAGGACGGCGUCCGAAGCGGGCUUGCCCGAGGGCGAGAUGAUUCAAGCGCUUCAGCCCGCCGUCGAAGCCUACGUGAUCGCUCCCACAAAGCACCAUGACGUCUUCUCUUUCACGUAUAACCGGUAUAUGCACAUUGCAGCGUCAUUCCACACGCGAGCCAAAGACCAUGUGAACUUCAUCAAAGCACAAGUGCUGUUCCAGUACUAUUCCCACGAUGACAAGUAUCGCAAUAUGCUGGCCUCGGCCCUCAUCGAAUCCGCCCCGGUCAUCAGACGCUCCGUGACCCAAAGACAGCCCUUCCGAAAGUUUCUCGUGGAUCAUGCGAAAGCGGCCAACGAGACCGGCUUCCGCUCGACCGCCAUCGACUCGUAUGCGUGUUGCAUUGUCCUGCUUCAGGAUAACGUGUGGGAUGACAACGCAGAGGAUGUGAGCUAUGACGAGACGCUGCACAUAUAUACCGCCGCUGCAGAGUGCUACCUGUACCAAGGACAGCAUGCCGAAGCCAAUCGCUUGCUGCAGUCGAUCCUCUCUGAUGCUCGGAGCGCGGUGGACAAGGCCCCCGCGUGGAUCUUGCAGUCUCGCAUGCUCGCGCAGCAAGGGAACUCUACUGAUGCUUUCCAGGCGCUGAAAGCGUGCCUCGUGACUCUGGGGCUCAAUGUCGACGAGGACCCGACUUUCGCGAAAUGCGACCAUCAAUUCCGGCGGCUGCGCGAUGCCAUUUCAGCGAUCGAGUCGGAGGGCAUCGCCGAAGAGACCCCUGUGGAGCAACCCAACUUGGCUGCUGCCGGUGCGGUUCUCGUCGAGGCCACCAGGGCUGCUUUCUGGUCCGAUACGCUGACCUUUUACCAAAUGACCCUGGUCAUGGUUGAUACCUAUCUCACUCGCGGGACGUUUCCCCAGGCCGGCAUGGGACUCCUGCAGUUGGCGGUGAUUGCCAUCUCUCGGGACAAUGCGAUCUCCUUCGCAAGCCAUUGCGGGGACCUCGCCUUGGCCCUGAUCGAGCAAUGGAAAGAUCCACAUACCAUGGGACGUGGCAUCGCGUUAUACUCGACCUUUGUGGGUCAUGUCAAACAUCCUGUCCAGUCCUCUAUCGGGCAACUGGAGGGGGCUUUGGAUUUUGCCAUCCGCGCCGGUGACAGGAUCGCGACAAUCUUGAAUUAUGGGUUUCUGGCCACCGCCAAGUUCUUUGCCUCUGAAAAUCUAGCGGAGCUGGAGAGCUUUUGCGUCUCCAGUUGUGAGGACAUUCCUUGCUGGCAGUCAGACACGCCCGGCGGCACGAUCCUCAUGGCUAUCUGCCAGGUCUGCCGUGCUCUGCAGGGGAAAACAUUCACACACGACCCGAUGGGAGUGAUGAGCUGCGAGGAGCACAAUUCGACCGCCUACAAGCAUUGGCUGGUGAAAACGAUCAAGAACAGCGACCGCCCCCUCAUGCUCUAUGAAAGCAUGGAGAUGGCUCCCUUAUUCCUUUACGGGCACUACGCGCGAGCGGUGGCCCUGGGAAAUUCCUGCCUCAAGAAGAUCAACGCUGUCUGGUCCGCACGGGACACGCGGUUCCUUAUGUUCUUCCAUUCCCUUUCUCUCGCCGGAUCUGUAUGGGCCCGGAAGCAGGAGCAGCUCGAUCGGGCCUCGGACGAUCCCGCUCUGAAGGAAGACAUCAUCGGCCUGGCGAGGAUGCUGAGGUAUUUCAGGCGGAGGAUCGAACAAUGGCAGGCUGUUUCGGAUGUGAACUAUCUGGCGUGGUCUAAGAUGCUCGGCGCCCAGAUUGCAGAGAUGGAGGGUCACCAAGCCGCGGCUCUAUGUCUUUACCAAGACGCUUUAGAUCAUGCGUCCACCCAUGGCUUUCUUUUUGAAGAGGCCUUGGCCCACCAUCUGUUGGCUGGCCACCUGAUACGCGAGGGCUCUCUCCGACUAGGCACUCUGGCCCUCAAAGAGGCGGCUACGCUUUACCGGCGGAUGGGAGCCACCGGAGUGGCGGAACAUAUCCUGCAGUCGCGUAAUGUGGAACCAAAGGCAAGGGACGCGCGCGAGGCUGCUACUCAAACUGAUGCGGAAGAAAUGAGUGUCCCGACGAGACCACAAGUGACCGCUACGUCCACCGACGACACCUCCAGCAUUGAAGAUGCCGUGGCAGACCGUGCCCUCCACAUAUUGGAUCUCACCUCCAUCCUGGAAGCGUCACAGGUGAUUUCCAGCGUUCUGCGGGUGGAUGAGCUACUCCGUACCAUGUGCAAGAUCAUCAUGCAAAGCUGCCAUGGCGUCGCCACUCUCGCCGCCAUUAUCACCAACGAGGAGCAGAACGUCGGGUGGGCAGUGGCCGCCAGUGGUAAUGCGGCCGGACACAUCAAAGUACAUAAUCCUCCAACACCCAUCCGCCACUCCAACCUUGUGGCCGAGAGCGUCGUGAACUACUGCGUGCGCUUCCGCGAAGCGGCGUACUUGCCGGACGUCCUCCGGGAUCCGCGGUUUAGCCACGUGAGUGAAACCUGGGUCGCGCAGAACCCGGUCAGCAAAUGCGUCAUGGCCUUGCCCAUUUCGCCCGGCGGCGACGAGAGUGGACCCAAUGUGGUGCUGUAUCUGGAGGGUCCCCCGAACGCCUUCUCGUAUCGCACCCGGGUCGUUUUGCAGCUGCUCGUGGUGCAACUCGGGAUCAGUUAUUCCAAUGCGCUGACCCUCCAGGAAGUCGAACGCGUGUCCACGAUCAAUCAAUCCAUGGUUGAAGCGCAGAAGAAGGCCCUGGCGGAAGCUAUGGCGGCUGAGCAGGAGGCGAAUAUCGCCAAGGCAGAGGCCCUGCAUCAUGCCAAACUGGCCGAAGAGGCAGCCAAGGCCAAGAGCAGCUUCCUCGCCAACAUCUCCCAUGAGCUCCGGACUCCCCUGAACGGGGUUAUUGGCAACUCAGAGCUCUUGCUCGGCAGUCCACUGCCGGAGGCGCAGUUGGAAAUGGCCGAGUCGAUCCGCAUGUCCGCGAACCUGCUCCUCGCCGUGAUCAAUGACAUCCUGGACUUCUCCAAAGUCGAGGCGAACAAGAUGCAGUUGCACAUUGUUCCCUUCGAUGUCGAGAGAAUGGUCCUGGAAGUCGUCCGCUCGAUCCCGACCGACUCUACGAACGGGCCAAAGUCGAGCCAUGUCCACAUCAUGCACGACAUUCAGCUCCAGGAAACCCGUUACGUGCAUGGUGACCCCGUGCGCCUGCGGCAGAUCCUCGGAAACCUGGUCGGCAACAGUCUGAAAUUCACGGAAAAGGGGUCCAUCACCAUCGGAGCCCGCGCGGAAAACGAAACCGAGGACUCUGUGCGUCUCUCCUUCUGGGUGGCCGACACGGGGAUCGGCAUCCCCGCUGCACUUAUCCCCCGGCUGUUCAAGCCCUUCACCCAAGCCGAUGCCAGUACCGCGCGCCGGUUCGGAGGUACCGGACUCGGGCUCAGUAUCUGCAAACUUCUGGUGGAGUUGAUGGGCGGCACCGUCGACCUCAAGAGCACCGAGCACGUCGGAACGACCGUUUCCUUUGCCAUCACAUUACCCAAGGCGAACCCGGGAGAUUCGGGACGCACUACACCGACACGGUCCAGCGACGGUGCCCAGGGCGGCAUCGAUCAACCGCUCCCCCCGGAAUUAAUGGAUCUGUCCAACAUCCACCUCCACGACCUCCGCGUCUGCAUCGCAGAAGACAACCUCAUCAACCAAAAGAUCACCGUCCAGUUCCUCAAAAAACUGGGCUUUACCCGGAUAGACACCUACAACAACGGCCUCGAAGCCGUCGAAGGCAUCCAGAGGCAAGCAACCCAGGACCGACCAUACCACAUGAUCCUGAUGGAUGUUCAGAUGCCCGUCAUGGACGGGUAUGACGCCACGCGGCGUCUGCGCCAGGAUCCCGUGGACGCUGUCAGGCAGAUCCUCAUUAUCGCGCUGACGGCGUCGGCCAUCCAGGGAGAUCAGGAGCGCUGUUUGGCGUCGGGGAUGAAUGAUUAUCUGGCCAAGCCGGUCCUGCUGCAAGCUUUGAAGAAGAAGUUUAGUAAGUAUUUGAGGAUGUGA
Aspergillus thermomutatus is the source of this 6762-nucleotide messenger RNA. RefSeq lists its product as uncharacterized. NCBI's taxonomy places the organism in Eukaryota, Fungi, Ascomycota, Eurotiomycetes, Eurotiales, Aspergillaceae. The record is from RefSeq and is a predicted model, not a curated record. Gene Ontology annotation, molecular function: protein binding; phosphorelay sensor kinase activity; ATP binding. The coding region runs from base 1 to 6762 and encodes 2253 amino acids. Gene Ontology annotation, biological process: phosphorelay signal transduction system; protein phosphorylation. The transcript has 3 exons.